Messenger RNA from Auanema sp. JU1783, 867 nucleotides. Lineage: Eukaryota; Metazoa; Nematoda; Chromadorea; Rhabditida; Rhabditidae. The record is from the annotation of a GenBank genome assembly.
AUGGCCCGCAUUCCGAGGCCUUGUCGCUCAGAAGCUUCCAUUCCCAUCAUUGAAUUCAGAAAGCCUUUUCAAUUCUUAUUAGAAGACGUUGGAUGGUCCAGAAAGAACUUCUAUGAUGGCACCAGCAGAGACAUCAUGAGGGAGAACAUACGAGCUGUCAAAUUGCCAAAUUCUAAACCGGAAGUUCGCCGAGUUCCCGCAUUCACUAUUCAAUCUCGCCAGAAUAAUACAAAAGUCAUUGAUCCUCCUGAAAUCGGAAGAAGGUCCAGAUCUGUCGAUCAGAAUCAUGAUGAAACAUCUCAGUUUCGAUUAAUGUAUAGCAGAGGAGAUCUUCCAGUAGCUAUCGAUCACAAUGUUCCGGCAGGAGGGAAACCGAAGUAUCUGCGAUGGGUUAAACAUCCAAGUCUCAUGAAGCCUGAAUCUAUCACCUAUCUUCUAUCCAAAUUCUCAUCAGGACUUCCUAUUAUUGAUCAGCCGUAUAGAAAUAUAGCAGAAUGGGCUAUUCACGACCUCUUGGACUCAGUUCCGGAUGGAAAUCUUAUAGUUCAAGCGAUUCCGCAAAUGGUCCGCGGUAUAAGAGCCAGUCUUUAUUCAUUUGACAAUAAUAAGAGGAAGUUUGCACUUGAGUUAUUAAACAAGAUGACUCGCAUCUCGAACUGUGGGCCGCUUCUAGUACCUUUCUAUCGUCAACUUCUCCCGCCAUUGAGGCAAGUAAGACGAGCCAAUAUUAAGGAGAAAGAUGUGUUGGAAACAAAAAUCAGUAACUGUCUACAGGAGUUGGAGAGGACUGGCGGACCGAGCGCUUUCAUCAAUAUAAAAUAUGUGAUUCCUACCUAUGACUCUUGCGUGAACGGGACAAUCUCAUGA